GUCAACAGGCAAGUCCCAUCGCUCACUGCGCCGGACAGAAGCGACUUCUAGAUUUUACUCCUCUACAUAGCAAUGCCAGCUUCCUCCCAGAUUGAGCGCGGUCGAAUUGACGGGUUCGAGGUUGAACUUUUCCAACUCGUCAAAAAGGAGGCGACGUCCGAGCAGUGGGGGGAAUGGCUUCGAGCGCCGCUUGAGCAUGCGUCGGCCGAGCGUAACAUAGACCUCUUUGUACGGCUGGCGGGUUGCUCCGUACUCAGUGAUGACCUUGAUGGGCUCGAGGUUGAGAUUUUCAAACUCGUCCGAGAGCAGGCCACCUCCAUGCAGUGGAGGGAAUGGCUUCGAGCGCCGCUUGAGCAUGCGGCGGCCGAGGGUAACAUAGACCUCUUUACACGGCUGAUGGAUGCCGGUGCCGAUGGUAGUGCAGGCUGGCGGGGCUGCCAUGGACGAACGCUGCUGGGCGCGGCUGCAUACGGCAAGAACGAGGAAAUUGUAGAGAGACUGCUAGCUGAGGACGGGGCGACUGAAGAUGUGAACGUCUGCUUCGGGGAUAGACUUGAAUCGGCACUGCAUGUGGCAGCGGGCCGGGACGACCAGCACCUCUCGAGGGUGCUUUUGAUCGCUGGAGCAGACCCGAAUCUGCUUGAUGACGUAGGGCGCAGUCCGCUUCAUGUGGCUGCUGAAAAGGGACACCACCGAGUUCUGGGAUUCCUUCUCCGGAAAGGACGAGCAGACGCAAACAAGACGACCUUGGAUACGCUGAAGUGUACGCCUCUAUAUCUUGCUGCCAACAACGGGCACACGAGUUGCGUGUCAAAACUUUUGCUUUACGGGGCAGACACGGAUUGUGGCGAUCGUUUUGAGAACACGCCCCUCUGCGCAGCUGCAACAGGCAACCACCUCGAGGUAGUCAAGCUACUGUUGGCUGCCGGUGCCGACCUGAACAUUCGUCCCGACGCGGGCAUGUGUGCCCUCGACCUCGCUGCCCUCAACGGCAAUGCGGAUGUGGUGAGAAUCCUACUGGGAAACGGUGCCGAUGUCAAUGCCUGGAACGACGAGGAUUGGGCGACCGCUCUGCACUGUGCCGCUCAGGGUUCACGACCACUCCUCGAAAAUGGCGACGUUAUCCGGGUGUUGCUCGAAGCAGGGGCGGAUAUCCAUGCAACGACGAAAGAGUGUGUCUGGACACCGCUCCACCGUGGCGUUUAUUCGCGGCUUUCAUCACUUGAUACGAUCCAUGCCCUGUUGGAGGGAGGAGCGGAUGUCAAUGCGCAGGCAGAAAACACGUGGACGCCCUUGCACUACGCUUGCUACAAAUCUAACGCGGCUGCUGUGGAUCUACUUUUGCGGUGGGGAGCAGAUGACACGAUUGUGGACGGAGAGGGCGAGACGGCGGCAGACGAAGUGGGAACAUGGGACCCAGAGGUGCACUCAAAUGAGGACGACGGCAGCAUCGACGAUGACAAACUCAAGGCAGAUGGACAGCGCACUCGCCUAAUCCUGGCAUGCGCUCCGGUCGACAGAUUAUGGCGUCGCCGAGGCUGGCUGGUCCUGUGCCGCUCCUACCCGACCAAGGUGCAGAUUUUGAAGGACAGCAGCAGCAGCAGCAGCGGUUGCAGCACCGCCAAAGCGGCGAGAGUUAGCGAGGAGGACUCGGGCGAGUGUGGUGAUGAGGAUGGAGACGAAGCGAGGAUCGAGUUGGGGCGUUUGGUGGGCCACAUAGUCGGACUGCAAGCCGACGUCGUGUUCCGGAUGGUGGUGGCAAGUGACGAUAUGGAGCUUGGAUGGAGGAACAAGAGAGGCCUUCCAGCUUCUUCUGUGGCAUUUGUCGGAGACAAUUGA
Ectocarpus siliculosus is the source of this 1839-nucleotide messenger RNA. Lineage: Eukaryota; Phaeophyceae; Ectocarpales; Ectocarpaceae. The record is from the annotation of a GenBank genome assembly.